AUGAGUAACAAAAACAACAUCACCAGCGUCGCGCUAGCCGGAAAAGGUCGUUUCGGCUCCGUCGUCCUGGACGAGCUUCUUGGGGCUGGCUUCAGAGUCACUGUCUUGACGCGGUCGGCAGCCGGCAUAACCGGCGUCCCCGAACAAGUCAAGGUCGUCCAGGUGGACUACACCUCCGAGGAGUCGCUGCGAAAGGCAAUCCAGGGCCACGAUGCAGUAGUCUCGACCGUCGCCGGUGCCGCCGUCGCGAGCCAGAAGCCGCUCAUCAAUGCUGCCAUCUCCGUCGGGGUGAAACACUUCAUCCCAGCCGACUAUGCCAUGAGCCUCCGAAGCCCUGACGUGCGGAAGCUGCCUCCGUACACGGACGUUCACGCAAUCGAGGAGUACCUGGAAGCGAAGUCGGGCCAAAUGGAAUGGACGAUUGUCGCUUGUGGUGGCUUCUUGGAGUAUAUCUUCGAUCUGCCAUUUGUAGUUGAUUUCGGUAACCGCAAACUGGACAUGGUGAGUGGAGGAACAGCCCAGUUCAGCACCUCCAAGUUCAUCACGGCAGCCAAGGCCGUAGCCGGCGUUCUCCUUCAACCUGACAGGGUCAAGGAUCAUUGCGUCCAGGUCCAUGCCAUACCGAUAACUCAGAGCCAGAUUUGGGAAAUCAUCAAGAGGAACGAUAAGAGGUUGAGCGAGUGGACAGUCACGGAACAGGAUGGUGAUGCCAAGUUCCAGGCAGGUCUGGAUAUGCUGAAAAGAGGUGAACUGACCAUGGAAGCUGUUUCUACUCUAAUGGCAGGCGCUACAUGGGGUGGCAAGUACAAAGUGGUGUUUGACGAGACUGAUAACGACUGGCUGGGGGUUGAGACGAUCUCUGAGGAGGAACUGGAAGAAAUUCUCAAGAAGAAAAUCGAAGGGGGAAUUUCCUCGAUUGCUUCGGACACGAUUGUAUCUGAGUUCUGA
Clonostachys rhizophaga is the source of this 948-nucleotide messenger RNA. NCBI's taxonomy places the organism in Eukaryota, Fungi, Ascomycota, Sordariomycetes, Hypocreales, Bionectriaceae. The record is from the annotation of a GenBank genome assembly.